Molecule: messenger RNA, 710 nt
Organism: Spirometra erinaceieuropaei
Lineage: Eukaryota; Metazoa; Platyhelminthes; Cestoda; Diphyllobothriidea; Diphyllobothriidae
Source: the annotation of a GenBank genome assembly
AUGCGUAUUCGCCUAGAGCCUCGGAGGAGACCACAAGGCAAGCGACCCCCAGGUAAGCUGAAUAUUGCCUUGGUGUCUUUGCUUGCUCACUAUCUUCAUUUCAGCAGUGAACUAGCUCAACGGCUAGACAACCUUCCAAUCGCAGCCACCGCCGACGCCGCCGUCGCUAACGAGAACUCCUCCGUGUAGAACCGAUGGUGUCACCUGCGGGACACAGUCCAGUCGACGGCGCUAUCCGCCCUCGACCGCGCGCGCUGCCAACACCAGGACUGGCUAUAGGACAACGUCGCGGUCAUCAACAAAAUGCUCGUCGAGAAGAACCGCCUACACAAAGCCUACGUGGACUGUCCCACUGACGAAAACAAAACUGCGCGAUCCAAGCUGUCUACGGUCCGCCGACGAAAGGCACUGCUCCUCUCCUCAGCGCCGAUGGCAAUACCCUCCUGACCGAGAAGUCACAAAUUCUACAGAGGUGGGCGGCGCAUUUCCGAGGCGUCCUCAACCGCCCCUCCGCCAUCUCCGACACCACCAUCGCCCGUUUACCGCAAGUGGAGACCAACGUGGACUUCGACCUCCAGGAAACCAUCAGGGCCGUGCAGCAGCUCUCCAGCGGGAAGGCACCCGGAUCGGAUGUGAUCCCUGCUGAGAUCUACAAGCACGGUGGUCCCCAACUAAUGGAUCACCUGACUGUGCUCUUCCAUGAGAUGUGA